GCUUUCACGAGAGGAAGAAAUAUUUAAUUUUUGUUUUUGAAUGAUGAGAGCAGCCCGUGUGUUCAAGUGUGGUCGCACUUCUCUGCAGAGAUCGAAAGAAACAAGCAAUUCAUACAAGACAACUAAAUUGAAACAUGAGCUUAAGAAACUGGAAAGAAACGAUGUUAUAUUUGUCUUAGAUGAGCAGAAAGGUAACGCCGCUCGAAAAGUGUUGGAACUUCAUGGACGGCAAUAUCUGCAGAUCAGAGUAAACCGUGCUGACAAAACCAGUGGUAACCAGAUAACAUUAAAAAUCUGCUUUAACGUACACGAAGAUAUCUACAAAUAUCAGAAGUUGCUGCUCGGCGCGAUACACUUUUGUGACGAGGCCAUUCUUUUCCAUUCCCUUGAAAAACAUUUUAAAUCAAUUCAAACAAUUCUAUCUGACGCCAUGUUUUCCAACAAACCAAUAAGAUAUGAGCCUCUUGGUCGCCAUUUUGAAAUGAGCAAAGAGAUGACAGUCCACCAUGUUGAAAACGUCACGGAAUCUUUAAGACAACAGCUCGAGAAAGAAGGUGGUUACGUCAUUGACUUGCUUCGAUUUAGCAACUGUCAGUUGAUGGAGACACAUAUGCAUGCCAUGGAACAUUUAUUGAUGCAUGUCGCAAAAUUGGAUUUAACUGGCAACGAUGCAAUGUCGCCAAAAGCUCUUCAAGUUCUUUCACAUGACCUCCUAAAAGCAAAGACGGGGCUCAAGUCGUUAAAUUUGAGCUCUUGUAAUUUAACGGAUGCUCAUUUUGUACCGAUGCAGCCAUCUUUACACGUUGUAGAAGCCGUAGAUCUCAGCUACAAUGAGGAUUUGUCGCCACUAGCCAUGAAAAUGAUCACGGGCUCCAUGCAAUUCGCUGAUGCUAACAUGAUGACACAUAAUUUAUCAUGUUUAAUUUUAAACGGUUGCAACUUAAGUGAUGAACACAUCAAACAGUUGUAUCGCUGCGUCAGUAGGUUGCAUACAUUAGAUUUGUCUGGUAACACCAAACUAACAUGUGUUGCCAUGAAGGUGCUAGCAGAUGCAAUCACCGAAUCAAAAGUAAACAAGCUAAAGGUUUUGAAAUUAGAGAAUUGUGGGAUACUACAACCUCAUAUUGAAAAUUUAAUGCAUUGCAUUUAUUUACUUCAACACCUUGAUCUUAGCUGGAACGUGUUUUCUUCGUCAUGCGUCCAGUUAAUAGCUGCUUCAAUACUAGUUGAUAAAAAUCGAAAAAUAGAGAGUUUAAACUUGACUGGCUGUGAGCUAGCAGAUGAUCAUUUGUCGCACGUCGUCGACUGCAUGACGGCUUUGCAGACACUACAUAUCGGAUACAACAGAGACGUCAGUUCACAUUCUGUGCAAUUAAUUUCUGAAAAAAUGGCCAGUAUUCAAAAGAAUUCAUUAAGCACUUUAACAUUAGCAGGUGUGAAGAUUGAAGAAGAUGAUAUAUCAAAACUUUUUAACUGUGCAAAACAAGGUUUACAGAACAUGGACUUGACGCAUUGCCAACUCAAUAAUACACACAUUGCAAACAUGGCAGAGAAUAUCUCGUGUUUUACGCAACUGUACCUUUGUAACAAUCCUGAUCUAACAGACGUCUCUGCUAAAGUCAUAUCAGACGCUAUAACAAACAACAUUGAAAACGGAAGCCAUUUAAAGGUGCUUAGUUUUAAGAAGUGCCAGCUUAAAGAUGGAUUUAUUGAAUGCUUGGCACCCUGUUUAAAGCAUCUUGAAGUUCUGGACAUCAGCUAUAACCCAACGCUAACACCCUCUGCAAUGAAGAUCAUCUCAGAAAGUCUUUCCCCUCCUUCACAUCUUGCAGAGUUAAACAUUUCAGCAUCAGGUUUCAAAGACUCUCAUUUUGUGAAUUUAAACGGUUGUUAUGUGCGACUUGAAAAGCUGGAUAUAAGUGCUAAUAAUUUGACUUACAUCACUUUGCUAGCCAUUAAAAACGAUAUAGCCCAGUGCUCUCCACCUCAGCUGAAACUGAAAGAACUGAAAAUGUAUCAAGCAUUUUGCUUGCGUGAUUAUCAUUAUCGAAAAUUUGAGAAUGAACUGAAACCUUACCACGUUAAAGUAGAGAGUAUAUAACUGGCAUUGGUAAUUCUGUGCAAUGACUCUCUUGGCCUCUAAAAUAGUAAUCGAGACAUUAUACCUCGCUUCUCCAGGGUGUAUGUAAAUCAUAUUAUUUUGUGAAAACACAAAUGUACCA
Messenger RNA from Hydractinia symbiolongicarpus, 2222 nucleotides. RefSeq lists its product as uncharacterized. Gene Ontology annotation, molecular function: protein binding. Bases 41 to 2101 code for a protein of 686 amino acids. The transcript is spliced from 2 exons. NCBI's taxonomy places the organism in Eukaryota, Metazoa, Cnidaria, Hydrozoa, Anthoathecata, Hydractiniidae. The record is from RefSeq and is a predicted model, not a curated record.